GCUGGCACCCAGCUGCCACCUUUGGCUAUUGAACAUAAACUGAAGAACGUUGUAACAAAAACUAUCGAGUUUGAAGCCAAGCACAGGGAAUGUGUGCGUGUAUUACCAUACUCAGACGGUGGUCAUGCAAAGGUUCACUUUUAUGUCUUAAGUCAAUUUUAUAGUGGUAAGUCUGGUGUACCACAAAAGUUAAAAGCUGCCGCUCAGAAAUGCUUUGGAGACAAUGACGUGACCAAAAUAUUGAAGGCUCCCCCGAUUGAGUUUUCCUCUGGAAAACCGAAAAGAUUGAAUGAAUCUCAAGUUUAUGAUAUCAAUGAAACAAUAAAGAGAAACCUUCAUGUUCUUGUCGGACAUCACAACAUCACCGCCGUUCAAGCCUCGUUUAAAAUCACAAAGUCUCAGCAGACGACACAGCCUUGUAUUGCAAUUUAUGUUCUUCGUAAAGGCUUCAUCCCUGACGGUGAGUUUCCGUUGCCACUCAGACUUGGUUCUUACCCUGUUGAUGUUGUGGAUGGAUUUUGGCUCAGAGUGAGCCAGAAUGGACCCUGGACCCCCAACAAGGCACAGAAGCAGAGCAAGGUGCUUAAACUAGGAGCAAGCAUUGGCGUACAAGGAAUAGAAGCAUCUGGAUCUUUGGGUGCCAUUGUGGAGGCCGAUGGGAAUUUUUAUGCCCUGUCCUGUGAUCAUGUAAUGAAAGACCCGCUAGAAUCGAAGAUAAUUCACCCUGCACUGAAUGACCAUCUCAACUACCUCAACUAUCACCUACAGGAAUAUGGAAAGAGGAUAACGCAAAUCUUAAAACGCGAAAGUGUGUCUGAUCUAGAAACCCACUUUUUAUUUGACAUCCUUAGAACGGAGUCAGAGUUGUUAGAGAAAUUUCAAGAAUUAAAAUCAAUGAAAGAAAACCACCGCGACCCAGAGAGAGCGAAGGAGAAAAAGCUAAAGAAUUUAGAAAUGCAUGAAAAAGCCUUAGAGAAAGGUUUUAGGGAACCCAGAGUAAUUGGAAGGUACGUUGCUGGUGUCUCCCGAAAUGUGAGAUGGACCAAUGGCCAAGAGUAUUAUAUCGAUGUUGCUAUUGCUCAGUUGACUUCAGAUGAAGUAAACAAGUUAAGAGAUAGUGAGACAGUGGAAGUGAUUGGAACAGGAGAUAUCCCAAGCGGUGAAUGCAGUGAAAGAGUUCAAGCCCAAGGCGAGCUGUGUAAAAGUGGCCGAACCACUGGUUACACCCGUUCAGGCCGCCACGAAGAUCCAUCAAUAUUUGCUAAAUCUCCCUUGUAUGAGGUGAGUGCUCAAAAUAGGCAAUUGAUGGAUGUGUUGCGACGAGUUAAACUCUGUCACAGUUGCACCAUGAGGUCUGGUGUUAGCGAACGCCUGACGCCUUCUGGUUCUUUUUGUGAUUCCUGUACAGUUGACACACGAACUCUUUCUGAGAGGCUUUGGAUGAAGAACUGCUUAUGCGUAGACCGUCCAGGCGAUAUAUUCAGAGAAGGCCAGGCAUUCUCAGCUGAAGGAGAUUCUGGAGCGGUGCUCUUUGAAAAAGUUCCAAAAAAAGAUCUUCUAGGUUUUGGCAUUAUUUUUGGCGAGUUUGUUUCUCCAGUUCAAGUUUAUACCUUAGCUUCACCUUUGCGUGUUGCUCUGGAAGUAUUAUCCAGAGAAUUAUAUGACAACGCCAAUUUAAGAGUACUUUCAAACUAUAAUGACUGA
Porites lobata is the source of this 1704-nucleotide messenger RNA. NCBI's taxonomy places the organism in Eukaryota, Metazoa, Cnidaria, Anthozoa, Scleractinia, Poritidae. The record is from the annotation of a GenBank genome assembly.